Molecule: messenger RNA, 1185 nt
Organism: Orbilia oligospora ATCC 24927
Lineage: Eukaryota; Fungi; Ascomycota; Orbiliomycetes; Orbiliales; Orbiliaceae
Exons: 2
Coding region: 1-1185 (394 amino acids)
Source: RefSeq, a predicted model, not a curated record
AUGCAUUUCAAUCCUAAGUCUAUGGUUUUGGCCAUAUUGGCCGCGGGUGCCACCGCCAGCCCCUACCCAGGCGGAGGCAACUACUGUAAGAGCAAGUGCUCUCCAGGUCAAAUUGACGACGCCUUCAAUGCGCCAUCCUAUCUUUCAGAUACCAAAAACUGGUGCCGGGGGUAUUUGCACCUUCCAGCUACUAUAUGGGUCACGCAAACGAAAACGGCCUAUGUGACCAAUUACUUCAAGCAUACGUCGACCAUCACAAAGACUUACACAGCCAAUGCUGUCACUGUCACCAAUACGGAUCUCGAAACCGUAGUCGUCACUGACCAGGAGACCUCGACGACCGUAGAAACCGAUUUUACCACUGUUGUGGAAACCUCCACAUCGCUCAUAACCGUCGUAAACGAAGUAACUCAGACGGAACUAGUAACUCAGACGGACGAUGCUACAGCCACUACCGUUGUCACCAACACCGACGUCGUCACCGAGACAGAUACUAUCUUUGCUACUUCUACCGUCACUAAAUUCUUCCCGAAACCGUACUACCAAAAGCGAGGAAACAAGGUUCCAUCUUACCUUCCCCAGGACAUGUCUCCAGAUCAAAUCGGUUCCCACUGUAAAAAGAUCAAUCCCUGCAGCACGAGGACCACGUAUGUCACAAAGACAAUUACUAUCCCGUCUUACAAGGAGACCAAGACAGUUUUUACUUGGGUCACAGUGACUCCAACCGCUACUACAGUCGUCACCGUUGUCGCCACCAACGUUGAAACUAUCACAGUCCCAGAAACAGUCACCACUACUGUCGUCGAAGAGUCAACCACUACCAUCGACUCCACCGCAGCGACUGUCACCGAAGUAGUCGCCACCGAAACUAACACUAUCGCCACUACUGUCAUCACCGUCGCAACCAAUACUAUCACAGAAAACACCGUUAAUACAGUUGUCGCAACAACCACAUCGACGGUAACUGUCACUAAGAAGGCAUUCUGCAAAAAGGAAACCGAAUACUGCCAACUUGAUCAUCCGGAGAUGUGCUGCAGUGGGUAUUGCGUCAAAGUCUUCAAGACGCCAGUUUGUUGCGUCCCAAAGGGGUCAGCUUGCGAUCCUUCUCACCCUGAAGGAUGUUGCUCUGGCAAAUGCAAGGCACAGGGCUUCUCAUACGGAAAGCCAGUUUAUAAAUGCUACUAG